Messenger RNA from Cryphonectria parasitica EP155, 1317 nucleotides. RefSeq lists its product as uncharacterized. NCBI's taxonomy places the organism in Eukaryota, Fungi, Ascomycota, Sordariomycetes, Diaporthales, Cryphonectriaceae. The coding region runs from base 1 to 1317 and encodes 438 amino acids. The record is from RefSeq and is a predicted model, not a curated record. The transcript has a single exon.
AUGAUGGAAGCCAGCGAUUACCUUGAUGACGAUGCCCUGGACGAUGGCUUCUUCCGCUUCGAUAACGAACACGAGGAGGCUGCCGCCAUGGAUCAUCUCAAUGACAUGGAACCUAUGACUCCUCCGUAUGGAGUGGCGGGUCCCUCGGCCACAGCUGCCGCAGCCCAGACCGGCGCGGCGUCAGGACGUCUCCACCUUUCUUCGGCGCAGGUCUGGCAGGCUCCGGAGCAAUCCUCACCACCUGCUCUGUCGUACUCACCAUCGCCUGGCGCCCCUUCUGCUUUUCAGUACCGCCAGCAGAUCCCACCUCAGCGGCAGGAACAUGCUGGUCAUGAGCGAAAACGUUAUCCGUCACCUCCCUUCAGGGCACAGCAGUCUCAUCAGCUCUCCCGCGAAAGUCUGGAGCAGGCAGCUGCGCACCACGCCAACCACAUGACCAGCCGCAUAUCAGAACUGGAUCUACGGCGGCAAUACCAAGAUCCACCACAGCGAGAUGAAGAACGUUCACAUCACCGCAGCCGCCGUCAGAAGAAGGGGAUGCGACAUGAACACCAUGAUUACGACCAGCCUCUCGGGGCUCAUCCCAACCGUCGUCGCUCUUCUUAUGAUGACGGCGAUGAAAGCCCCCAGGAUUUGCAGCCUGAUCUACGGGAUGGAUGCAGAGAUUCAAGACUCACCAGGCCGCGUGCGAUGGACCAAGCCGACGAUGACAGGAAUCAUUCGCGUCCUUCGUACGAUACAAGUUUGCAGGCCACACAAAGCCUGGCCUCAGCACACGGCCUGGAGGAACCAGAGCUUGUCGCCCCGUCUGCGGAGGAGAAGGAUUACGUUGUGAUUCCAGAGGAGGAGGUGCUCGAGAUGGAGUACAAUGGCGACGAAGAAAGCCGUGUCACGGCUGAGAAACUAAGGGCCCAGGUGGUGCAGGCUGCCAUCCAUAACGGCAAGGUAGUACUCAUGGUGACAAAAGCCACUGGUCAGUGGUGGACCAGUUCCGAGAUGCGGCAAAGAAGGAGAGCUGCGGCGCGCAUGGUCUACAAUGCUGCAGGCCAGGUUCUGUCCGGUGCCGGCCAUGUCAUCAUGACGAGCACACCCCUCGGCGGCUUCUGCAACUCGGUGUCGACAAAUGUGACGCGGUUCAAGGCCGCUCCUUUUUCCUAUGCCAUGACGGGCUUAGGUCUCAGAAAGAGCGAUGAUGCUACUCCUCAUGAACAACAGCCCGAGCCCAAGCCGAUAGUCGCGGAUGAGGAUGCAUUCAUUGACGACUUUGAAGAUGGGGAUGGCUUCUUGGACAUGCAAGACAUGUUUACUGAGGAAUAA